AUCAGACCAAAACUUCUUCACUCUGCAUCCAACAUGGUGUUCUGGAUUACGUUGCUGCUGUGCUCUCUCCUGAGCCCCCAGCAGACCCUCUGUCUGGCUGAGCAGGGGGACUCCUGCCAGCCGCUCAGCGUCAGCUUCUGCCAGGGGGUGGGCUACACUUCCUCCACACACCCAGGAGGCUCUCCAGGCUUCGACAUGCAGCAGCUGCGUCAGAUCGUGGAGACCACGUGUUCGCCGUUGAUCCAGACCUUGGUGUGUCGAGUUGCCGUUCCCGAGUGCCGCUCUGCGGGGGACACAAAGCCGUGCCGUGCACUGUGCGACAGAGUGAAGACCGAGUGUGAGCCUGCCCUCCGAGCACGGCUGCUGUCUUGGCCUGCUGCCAUCCAGUGUGACAGUCUGCCUGCGUCCAACUGUGUGCAGGCUGGCGACCAGGGUUCUCCAUCGCCGUGCCAGGCCAUCACGGUGUCGCUCUGCAGAGACCUUCCUUACACCGAGACGCUGCUCCCCAACGUUCGAGGCCACCACACUCAAGAGGAAGUGAAUCAGGAGGUGUCUCAGUUUUCCCCUCUGGUCAAGGUCCAGUGCUCCGCUCAGCUGAAGACCUUCCUCUGCUCCGUCUACACUCCUGAGUGCGUGUCUGGCCGAGCCCGUCCUCCCUGCAAAACCCUGUGUGAGAAGGCUCGCUCUGACUGCUCCCCCAUCUUGAACAAGUUUGGGUUCCAGUGGCCCGACGCACUCAGGUGCGAGGCCUUCACCACCGAAUCCUGCAAGCACUUUGACCUGGUGUCUCCAGCAUCCCCUCCGCUGUGCCAAGCCAUCACGGUGCCGCUGUGCAAAGACCUUCCUUACUCUGACACGGUGUUCCCCAACAUCCUAGGCCACCGGACUCAAGAAGACGCGGGUCUAUUUGUGAGUCAGUUCUACCCUGUUGUGCAGGUGCAGUGCUCUGCUCACCUGAAGACCUUCCUCUGCUCCGUCUACACUCCUGAGUGCGUGUCUGGCCGAGCCCGUCCUCCCUGCAGAACCCUGUGUGAGCAGGCUCGCUCUGACUGCUCCCCUAUCUUGAACAAGUUUGGGUUCCAGUGGCCUGAAACCCUCAGGUGCGAGUCCUUCACUACCGAGUCCUGCCAGCACUAUGGCGUCAGCACCAGCGGGGGCAUCUGUGAGCCAAUCAACAUUCCCAUGUGCCAGGGCUUGUCUUACAACCAGACCAUAUCCCCAAACCUCCUGGGUCACCGCAGCCAGAGGGAGGCAGCGGUCAAGAUGUCCUUCUUUAACUCCAUCGUGGAGAACCUCUGUGGUGCAGAUGUGCGCUUCCUGCUGUGUCUGGUGUACGCCCCCCAGUGUGUGGCGGGAGAGGUGCGGAGGCCGUGCAGGUCCUUCUGCCAGCGAGCCAAGAGCAGCUGUGACCGUCUCAUGAAGAACUUUGGUGUCUCCUGGCCUGAGGAGCUGAAGUGCGACCUCUUUCCAGAGGAGUCCUGCUUGUCCGAGGACAACGGCUCUGAGGUUCUCAGUGCUGAGGCGGUUCUGCGCAAGCUGAACUCAGGAGGAUUUUCUGUCCGUGGAAAAUCUCUGAGCCUGCGCACGGCACGAUUGCUGCUCACCCUUGUGGAUGAGGACGGGUCCGGGGACGUCAGUGUGCUGGAAUUCUUCAGACUGGAGCAUUUUGUGGCUGCGAGCAGGAGGGAGUACAUGGAGCAGUAUGAGAGGAGGAGUCCUCCGUCUCUGAGUCGAGAGCAGAUGCAGAAGCUGCUGCAGGACCGAGGAUUCCAGCUGGACGAUGAGUCCUUCAAGGUUCUGUGGCUGGACUACAGCUCGGCAGGGGGCCUGGACUACGACCCGUUUGUGGCAGUUCUGACAAAACUCCACGUCCUGAGAGAUCGUUUUCAGGCUCGUCUGAUGAAGUUGCCAUGUGACUGCGAGAUCGCCAGCUUCUCUCUGCAGCAGUUCUUGAAGUCAUCAAUCAUCUGAUGGAGUGAAACAGUUGUCUGGAGUCGAGUCAACAUGUUGUGCACAAUAAAACUUAUAACAGA
Messenger RNA from Synchiropus splendidus (mandarinfish), 2033 nucleotides. RefSeq lists its product as uncharacterized. Gene Ontology annotation, cellular component: plasma membrane. Lineage: Eukaryota; Metazoa; Chordata; Actinopteri; Syngnathiformes; Callionymidae. Gene Ontology annotation, biological process: non-canonical Wnt signaling pathway; canonical Wnt signaling pathway. The transcript has 11 exons. The record is from RefSeq and is a predicted model, not a curated record. Gene Ontology annotation, molecular function: Wnt receptor activity; Wnt-protein binding. Bases 34 to 1971 code for a protein of 645 amino acids.